GCGCCUAGCUGCAGAGAGAGGCUCGCAGAGCCGAGGAGGGUUCAGCCGGCAGCUGGGCGCGGGCUCCAAAAAGCAGCCAGGGAGGCUGGGGUGGAGAUACCGCGCACGCUCUGGAUGUGACUUUUCUGCCCACUGGCCGUGUCACCUGGUCCCGCUCUGGGUCUUGGUGAAGCUUCAGAGAGUUGGUGUAGAGAGAGAUUUUUGUUGUCCUUCCUCUUCUGACCGCCUCAAUGUGAACAGUGCCGACAGCCGACAAGCUACAUUUCUCAGUUUAAUAACAAUCACUUCUGCUGCCCUACCCUUGUGUCCGCGAAGCUGGGGACUCCAGGUUAGGGAUGCACCAACGAGGCUGUCCCUCAAGAUGGUGAUGAGCGUGGAGAGACUGUGUCUAAGACUGGUCCAGAGAGGGUGCACUCAAGUAAUGCUGCUGAAGAGACAAGCAAAGCAUGUGGCAUCCUCCUGAGAGCCAUCUACCGCACAGACUACGACUACCUUGGGACCUUGCUCUUAGGACUUUCGUGUCAUCUGACUAAAACUUGUGUGGAGCCCAAAGACUUUUUUUUUUCCCCACCAAAUAAGAUAGUGUUUCAUUUUUGCAUCCUGUAAUCAUCCUGGUUAUAAUUUGAGCUGUUUUUCCCUUGAGAACCCCAAGCCGCAUUUGUUACUGUUCUUUUUGUGUACACUUCUCUCCAAAAUGAUUGACUUAAGCUUCUUGACAGAGGAGGAACAAGAUGCCAUUUUAAAGGUUCUACAGCGGGAUGCUGCCCUGAAGAGGACUGAAGAGGAGAGGGUCAGACAUUUGCCUGAAAAAAUUAAGGACGACCAACAACUAAAGAAUAUGAGUGGCCAAUGGUUUUAUGAAGCUAAGGCAAAAAGGCACAGGGACAAAAUCCAUGGUGCUGAUAUCAUCAGAGCAUCCAUGAGAAGGAAGAGGCUCCCAGUGGCAGCAGAGCAGAAUAAAGACACAGCAGCAAAGGCAAAGGAGAGCUGGGUGAAUAAUGUCAACAAAAACGCUUUCCUUUCCCCAGACCUAGCUGCUGUGGAGGAGCCAGAAGACGACACAGCCCCAGCAGGCCCAAGCUCCAGUGGGGUGGAUCCAGCUUCCAGCCAGAUUGAUAUGUCACAGGAAAAUACAAGGAAUCCAGCUGUGUCUCUGCUCAAGCAAAGGAAGAAUCCAUUUAACAGCUCCAAGGUGCCAGAAGAUCACUCACCGCAACAAACCAAAAGCGAGCAGUCAAAAACUGGAAAAGCUGGUUUCUUUCAGAUUUCAAAAGAGGGUGAACUGUCAGAAUCAAAAGAAAGGCUAUCGAUCCCAGAUAGUUCAAGUCAAAAGUUAGAGAAACUAAAGCAAUCUGCAUCCGUGGAGCCUGAAAAUGGGUCUCAAAGCAAAGCCCCAGUCCCCAAAGCCAGAAAGCUGAUGUACAAAGCAAAUGACAUAAAGAAAGAUGAUAACCAGUCUUUUCUUAGACAAAGGAGGGACUCCCUGAAUGCGAGAGGAGCUCCAAGAGGGAUCCUAAAGCGCAAUUCCAGUUCCAGUAGCACAGACUCGGAAACUCUCCGUCUAAAUUACAACUUUGAUCCAAAAAGCAAGACCGUAUCACCUGGCCUAACCAUCCACGAGAGGAUUCCCGAGAAAGAACACUCUUUCGAAGACGACUCUUCCACCAACUCACUGGAGCCAUUAAAGCAUGUGAGAUUUUCUGCGGCGAUGGAUGAACUUCCACAGACUCCUAGACCCACCCUUGGCCAGGAGGUAGGAGAAUUUACUGUUUUAGAAGCCGACAGCCUGCAAAAUGGAACCGACGAUGCAGGGGACACAGAUGAGUGUCAGGAUCGCCCAAAGCCCUCCCACAAAACACUGUCGUCACCAACGUCAAGCCCAAGAGUUUCAGAAAGGGAAGCACACCAGCGGAUGGCUGCUGGGUCCAUUCCAGGUGAAGGGACCCCUGGCCACUCAGACAUUCUACCUGCAAGACCACAGUCUGUGGAGAGUUCGUCCAUCAUCAGUGAAUACCAAGAUACUCCAUCAUAUUUAACAAAGCGUGAACCAGAAUUCUCCAAAAACCCUGUGGAUGAACUGCCUCAGUGUGUUGAGCCUGGGCCAUCUCAGACAUCAGAUCACAGCCUUAGAGACCGUCGGCAAGGUAAGCCCUUUCUCAUGGCUCUCAAUGCUCAGACAUCCUCACACUCGGGUCCAUGUGCUCCUGAGAUAAGAAAGACAGCUGAUGAUUCCAUAUCUAAAGUCCUAGACUGGUUUAACCGAAGUUCUCAUACAGAGGACAGUACGUCAUCUCUCCAGCAUUUCCAAGAAAUAGAUCUCAGACAGCAAACAGACUCAAAAUCACAGAUUACCGUCACCUCGAUGACAGACAACCCCCGUCUCAAAGAAGAUGACUCAAAGGUCCCACCAUCCAUUAAGAUUAAGUUGAAGCCUGUUAGGUCUGAUUUGACAUUCCAAGAAGAGAGAGAUAUGCUACUUUCUGAAACGUACCAAGACAGUGAUACAUUUCUCAAAUCUAACUCUGAGAAUGUGUCCCAACAAGGCACCCCUAAGGAAGGUCCAGCUAUCCUGCAACCAUUAGAAAGCUCCAGAAUCCCAAGUCACAGGAGUGAACACAUGGAGUAUGGCCAAGGUUCAGAGAGCACAGCAGAAAGUGAUAGGACACUUGUUGCAGCCUUGUGGGCUCUGAAAAGACCUGAUUCAGAAGCUCAGGCCCCAUGGCACACUAAGCACACCAGCAGCUUAGGAAAAGAGGACCCCAAAUUUCAUAUGCCUCAAAAGAAUAAGGGGAACACACAGGUGAAUGCUGACUCUCCAACAAAUGUUCCAGGCUCAAAUUUGAAAGGCGAUACAGAGAGGAAGAGCAAAACCUCCCCGCUAAAGCCUUCCCUAGCGACGGAGAGUAAUGAGUUGCCACUCGGGACUGCUGACAAUGGGUCUUCUUGGAAGAAGGCUGAGGGCCAAGCAGAAGCCAGUGAGGAUCCCAAAACCCAAGUGCUGAGAGAGAAAUACAGGCGAGUGAGUGACAGAAUAUCCUUUUGGGAAGGAGGAAAAGCUGGUGCUAAAAUAAAGGCACGUGAACUCACAUCUUCUUGCAGCCAGGAGCCAUCUUUUGCUACAGCACACCAGCCUGUGACGUCACAAGUCAUGCCCCUGGGCAGCUUAUCUUCAGAUCAGAGAGACUAUAGUCAAGUCACUGCUAAACGAGUGGUCCUUGAUGAGAAUGACCAAAUACUCCAUCUCUCCAGUUUUCAUUCCUCAAGUAAACCUACAAGAACCAGAGCCCCAAUAUCAGGUUCAUCCAAAAACCAUCCUUCAGCUAACCAAUCAGAUAAUGUGUCUGUGUUUCAAAUUCCCGGGAAUGAAAUGCACCCUUCUUUGGAGAAAGAUAGAUUUGUAAUUGGUAAAUCAAAUGCCAACUUUAAAGUUCUGUCCCUAAGAGAAAGAAUGGAUGAACCCAAUACAGAGCAAGUCUAUACUCACUCUCAGUUUGAGAAUUUGAGAAAGUUCUGGGGCCUGGGAGCUAAUCUAAACAGUAAAGAUAGUGGUGGGAAUAAUACUGCAGCAAACAAACAAAACUCUGUGCUGUUUAAUAGCCAGAAAUCCAAGGAGUCUGACCACAUGAAAUCAUCAAGAGAAAAUACCCAAGAAGAAGAGGAAAAAAGAUGUUUAAGACAGGGAAAUGAUACAGCAGUGGAAGAGAAGGAGAAAUCAAACUCAAAGUGCACACCCCAAGUGCCAGCAGAUGCAGCCUCAUUUCCAGAGAAACCACCCAGGAAGUUCACUUAUCAGUGGGUAGGAAGUGAGACUUCAGAGGAUACUGUAGGAAAGACUAUGGGAUGUUCUGUUACUCCAGAGAUUAAAAAGGCUUGCCCAGAGCAAGAGAUUGAGGAAUCUAUAGUGAAAGCAAGCGUUUUGCCUAGAGUCUCCAAAGACACACUCAAUCAUGGGUUACAGAAGUUGCUGGCAGAAGCCGAGUCACCAACAAGCCAGACUUUUGGCAAGCAAGUUCAUGGACAGCAGGCACUCAAAGGAGGUGUUUCUGAAAAUAGGGCAUGGCCUCAAAAGAAAAGUUUUGCUGAGGAAGAGGAAGAUGUCACAGGGCCCAAGGAGAGCCCCAAUGAGCCCCAAAGGGUUCAACAGGAUCCUAGUGUAGACAAAUUCCUGAAGGAAGCAACUAGAGCUCCAUUGACUCUUUCACAAUCCCCACUGGGACCUCUUACUACCAGAGCACCCUCCCCACUUAAAGACGACAGAUUGUUCGAGAAGUGGAUAGAGGAGACUCCUAGUCCUCCAGCCGACCAAAGAGGGAUAACAGCUCCUUUUCCACAGGGAGUUGAAACUCCAGGAGGCACAGCUCUUGCCCACAAGGCUGAACACUGUAACACAGAAGGUGUGCUUCCACCGGCUGCAGAACGGUCUCCUCCAUUGGCUCAGUCAUGCCGUUCUUUUGAGGGCGUUGCCAGUUCUCCGGCAGAUCAGUCUUUAUCUCGGGAUGCCCAUCUUGUACCCCAGGAUGGCACAUUGCCUUCUCAGAAUGAAAUUUCAGAGACUGUAGAAAAAGUUGUUCUUCCCUCCAAACCAGCAACGACUGAUGUAAACGCUGCGUUACAGAGGCUACUUAGAGAAGCAGGAGGUGCGAAAGCCCAACUUCCGGGAAGAGGGCAAACAGGUGGACCUUCCUGUUCUCAGAGAGUGAGCCCGCUGUGGGCUGCUACAGAUGCUGUUGUUCCAAAUAAGGAGGACUUCCAUUCUCACUGCACAGUUCCUGAUACAACUCAUGGAGAUGGAUCUUCCUUAUCUGCCGGAAUGUCGCCAUCAGCAUACGUCAUUAGGUCGCCUGCUUCUACGGCAACUCAGUAUGGCCAAGAGCUACUCCCGGAAGUGGCAGAGACAGUGAGGGAAACGGUUAUUCAGCCCAAGUUAGAGUGCCCUCAAUUUAGGGCUGGCUUGGAAAAACUAUUGCGGGAAACACUGGAAACUUCCCUGUCAAAAGAUGAAAAGGAUACAGUGACUAUUUCUCCAUCCGCUCUAACAGGUAGUUGUGAGGUGUCCCCUCAACUCGCUUCUGAAUUCCAUUCUACAGAAAUACAAGAAACUGUAGAGAAGGCUGAGGCUCCCUCAGUAACUGAGAGUACAUUUGAUGCUGGUUUUGAGAAACUUCUUAAAGAGAUGUCUGAAGGGCCUUGUCAGCUCCAGUUGUCGGCCAAAGGAGACACUUUGGAGAAGCUGCCUUCACAGGCAGAACAAGGCAGACUCUUGGCGGAAACACCCAAUCUUUGCUGGGAUGCCUGGGAAGCCUCUAGAACGAAGGUUAAAGUCAUCCCGUGUGAUAAACUCGUAGGAGGAGAUGAAGCUGUGACUAGUCCGUCAGUACAUGUUCAGGGUUGCACAAGUGGGGAUGGGGUCCCUGAACACUCACAACUUUAUGAAGAGCAUGAAAUAGCGACCAUUGAGACUGCACGAUUUGUAGACAGGGACAGAGAAAGGGUUAUUGUAGGAGGAACAUGGGCUCCUCAGGAACCAGGUUUUCAAGAACCUUCUAAAGAAAUGGGUGUGUCUGAAAAUAAGCAAUCCAUUGCUCUCCUGGAAACAAAAGGAAAACGUACAAAAACGAGUAAAGUUAAACUGGUACCAGCAGCACUGCAUAAGAGACAAGAGAAAGAACAAGGUGGUCCCGAGGCAUCCCCGGAGUCUGAGCUUUCAGACAGGAACACCAGUUCAAACGGGGAGAGCUGGAGAGAUUACUCCAGUUCAGAAGAAGAACACAGUCCUGUUUUGAAAACUUUGGAAAGGAGUGCUGCUAGGAAAAUGCCUUCCAAAAGUCUAGAAGACAUUUCAUCAGAUUCAUCAAAUCAAGCAAAAGUAGAUAAUCUGCCUGAAGAAUUAGUGCGUAGUGCUGAAGAUGAUCAGAAAGCAGACCAGGAGCCACAUACAAAUGAAUGUGUCCCAGGAAUUUCCACAGCACCUUCGGCGCCUGAUAAUCAGUUUUCCCACCCUGACAAACUCAAAAGGAUGAGCAAGUCCGUUCCAACAUCUCUCCAAGAUGAGAGUGAUGACAGAGAAACAGAUACAGCAUCAGAGAGCAGCUACCAGCUCAGGAGAUACAAGAAGAGCCCCAGCUCAUUAACCAAUCUUAGCAGCUCCUCUGGCAUGACGUCCUUGUCCUCUGUCAGUGGCAGUGUCAUGAGCGUUUACAGCGGAGACUUUGGCAACCUAGAAGUGAAAGGAAGUGUUCAGUUUGCGAUCGACUACGUGGAGUCCCUGAAAGAGCUGCAUGUCUUUGUGGCCCAAUGUAAGGACUUAGCAGCAGCGGACGCUAAAAAGCAUCGCUCAGACCCGUAUGUGAAGACCUAUCUGUUACCAGACAAAGGCAAAAUGGGCAAGAAGAAGACCCUUGUGGUGAAGAAGACCCUGAAUCCCGUGUACAAUGAGAUAUUGCGGUAUAAAAUUGAAAAGCAGCUUUUAAAGACACAGAAGUUGAACCUGUCUGUUUGGCAUCGAGAUACAUUUAAGCGCAACAGCUUUCUGGGGGAGGUGGAGCUUGACUUGGAAUCAUGGGACUGGGACAGCAAACAGAACAAACAGCUGAAGUGGUACCCUCUGAAGAGGAAGACAGCACCAGUGGCCCUUGAGACAGAAAACAGAGGGGAAAUGAAGCUAGCUCUCCAGUACAUCCCAGAGCCAACCCCUGGCAAAAAGCUUCCUACAACUGGAGAAGUCCACAUCUGGGUGAAGGAAUGCCUUGAGCUGCCACUGCUGAGGGGGAGCCACCUAAACUCUUUUGUUAAAUGUACCAUCCUUCCAGACACCAGUAGGAAAAGUCGCCAGAAGACAAGAGCUGUAGGGAAAACCACCAACCCGGUCUUCAACCAUACCAUGGUGUAUGAUGGCUUCAGGCCUGAAGAUCUGACGGAGGCCUGUGUAGAGCUCACAGUCUGGGACCAUUACAAGCUAACUAACCAGUUUCUGGGAGGUCUCCGGAUCGGCUUCGGAACAGGGAAAAGCUAUGGGACUGAAGUAGAUUGGAUGGACUCUACUUCCGAGGAAGUUGCUCUCUGGGAGAAGAUGGUAAAUUCUCCCAACACUUGGGUUGAAACAACACUGCCCCUCAGAAUGCUUCUGAUUGCCAAGAUUUCCAAAUGACCUGAGUCAGCUGAUGCCACCACCACUCCCCAGGUGUCCAACUUUGAGGACAAAUACCCUCACGUGUUGUCGCUAGUGACGACCAUGCAAGCAUGCCCAAGUUAAUCUGCAUGCAUUUCUUUGAUUGCACAGAGGGUUGACUGCAUGGCUCAAGAUAGUUAAACAGUUACAAGAGGUGUCCCCAACAAGAGGUGUGAUGCCAACAUUCAGGAAGAUAGUUGGGCACACAAGGAGAAUUGAACUGUUGCUUCCACACCAAAGAAAAAGCUACCCUAGCAUGUUUCAUACCACAAUCUUGUGUUGCAGUUCAUGCCUGGCACUUGGUUAUUAAAAUGCUUGCUGGGCAUAUAAAUAGCAAGGCUGUGGGCAAAGUGACAGAAAGAUACUCCUGGGACAGGACAGAGAGGGAGAACAAUAAAACUACAUAAGAUGACAACUAUUUACUUGUUAGUCUCUAAUAAAACAUUGAUUCCAUCUUAGGGUGGUAAGACUGAUUUUACUGCCCAUAAAUCUGCCUUGAAAACCCCCACCCUCCACCACCCCCACCACCACC
Molecule: messenger RNA, 7700 nt
Organism: Acomys russatus (golden spiny mouse)
Lineage: Eukaryota; Metazoa; Chordata; Mammalia; Rodentia; Muridae
Gene: Sytl2
Product: synaptotagmin like 2
Exons: 20
Coding region: 695-7147 (2150 amino acids)
Biological process (GO): intracellular protein transport; exocytosis
Cellular component (GO): plasma membrane; exocytic vesicle
Molecular function (GO): neurexin family protein binding; small GTPase binding
Source: RefSeq, a predicted model, not a curated record